Chinchilla lanigera (long-tailed chinchilla) is the source of this 3932-nucleotide messenger RNA. RefSeq names its product RAP2A, member of RAS oncogene family (gene Rap2a). Gene Ontology annotation, molecular function: GTP binding; GTPase activity; GDP binding. NCBI's taxonomy places the organism in Eukaryota, Metazoa, Chordata, Mammalia, Rodentia, Chinchillidae. Gene Ontology annotation, cellular component: plasma membrane. The record is from RefSeq and is a predicted model, not a curated record. Gene Ontology annotation, biological process: negative regulation of cell migration; Rap protein signal transduction.
UCGCCGUCGGUGCUGGAGAUCCUGGACACGGCGGGCACCGAGCAGUUCGCGUCCAUGCGGGACCUGUACAUCAAGAACGGCCAGGGCUUCAUCCUCGUCUACAGCCUGGUCAACCAGCAGAGCUUCCAGGACAUCAAGCCCAUGCGCGACCAGAUCAUCCGCGUGAAGCGGUAUGAGAAAGUGCCAGUCAUCUUGGUCGGGAACAAAGUGGACCUGGAGAGUGAGAGAGAAGUAUCCUCCAAUGAAGGCCGAGCCCUUGCCGAAGAGUGGGGCUGCCCCUUUAUGGAGACUUCUGCUAAGAGUAAAACAAUGGUGGACGAACUCUUUGCAGAAAUCGUGAGGCAGAUGAACUAUGCUGCCCAGCCUGACAAAGAUGAUCCGUGCUGUUCUGCCUGUAACAUACAAUAGCAUCCAAAUUUGGCUGUCCUGGACAGGACUUGCCCAGUAUCGUAGGUGAUAGAGACCUUGCCUACCACAUUGCAGAGCUGGCGGGAUGCGUGGUGUGAAACUACAGCACACUGCAACCCUUAUUCAGAAAUGAGCAGUGGUUGUCAGACACUGUUUCUGAGUACAUUUGGGUUCAGUAACAACAGUGUUCACCAGUGUCCUCAGCCUCCUUUAUGCAUCUGCAACUUGUAGGCAUAGCCCAUCGAUCUACAGGGUGAUCUCAUUUGAAAGCGAUGAUGGCAUUGUCACUGAGUUGACAGAAGCAACUAUUGUAUAAAUUCAAAUGAAUCAUGAGGGAGAAACCAGAAGAAUUCGUAUGACCACUUACAGUUAAAUAUUUUGUCUUCUUUACAAAAAAAAAAAACUAAAGGAGAAUAUUUUCCUACAAGAGUACUGAAUUUCGGGAAUUGGGAUAGAGCUCCUAACCAGUGUAUUCCGUCAAGUAGCAUAACAGCUGGCCUGCCAACAGCACUGCAGGGAGAGUCUUUGCACAGCUGGCACAUUUCUGUUUUUCAAAAUUGAUGCCUAACUGUAGAUGUUAUCCUAAUCUGUGGCAUGGAACUAACUCACGCAUCAAUCCUGAUAGAGCAAAGUCAGAACAGAGUUGUGUGAAAAUACAGUCUGGCUUUAGAAUUUGUUAAAUCACCUGCUUUGCCACAGAAAAUGGAGGCUCUCUCAAGGGUUUGAUCAGAAUUAAAAUCCCAAACCCACCCUCUAUCACCCAAGCAGGGAAGGUUUUUAUUUCCUGAACAAGGAGGAAGCAACUGAGAUGGAGAGAUUGCCUAGCCUUACUAACAAGAAGCAUUCUAGUAGAUUAACUCGUACCAUCGUGUAAGGAAAAUGAAGCCAUGUUGCAGCCACAUGUUCCCGUUUGCAGAAACCGCACAGGACAGGACAGAUAUCUGGCACUUUUACAUUCAUGAAAGCAGCAAAUUCCUUCUCGCCUUUAAGGGCUAUGGUGUGAUGUGACCCUUGGCUAACCUGCUUUGGAAAUCCAGUUCGCUGUAGCAGAGCUUUACUGCAGGCAUUUAAACAAUUGAAUAACCGUGUGAAAUAAUUUGGGCUUAAAAGUAGAACAUAAAUUAUAGAGUGGAAGGUGAGGGACAAAAAGCCUUUUAUCUUUAAUUUUCCUGGAGAAUUAUAUAAAGGUUUUCUUAUAACAAUUCCGCCCUGAUUACUGAAGUGGCACAUAAAGCUGGAGUGAAUAUUUUGUUUUGAAAAGGUGCUCAAGCUCUGACAUUUUUGGUUUUGAUAGCCGUGAAGUAUUUAUCAUUUGCAUGAGUCAUGGCACAGGAAAAUCCUAUUCAAAAGUUUUACAAUCAAAUGUAGAAAGGUUUUCACCUCACUUUAGAGUUAGAAAUGCUGAAGAGAGGACCUUGAGCCCGGCCUCUGGAGAGAAAUUUGGCCUAGAGAACUGCAAUAUCACUGAGCCUGUGAUAUACUUAGCGCCCAAAUUUUCCUGGUUCCACAGUCUUGUGCAAGUAACCUCUGGUCUUACAUGUGUAACUGAGAGAAGAGUGUGUCUGUGUGUGCAUGUGUGUUUAUUGUUCCUAAGAAUUUGGCACAAGUCAGAGAUAAUUGCCUAUACUGAGAAUCUAUACUGCAGAAUAUAGUGUAUCAAAAACAUUUUUUCUUCGAAAUUAUUUAAGCAUCUUUUCUACAUCAUAGAAAUCAUUGGUAGCCCCCCAAGUGUUUCGUAACUGGCAUCAGGCGUCAAGGGUAGAAGAAGGGAUGAUAGUAUUUUUCAUAGAUGAGAAACUGAAGAAAUAAUGUGAGUAAAACCAGACCAUGUUUAUGACAGAAUCUUUGAAUUGUGAAUAUUUAUAUUCUUCUGUACAAAUUUUUUUUAUAAUCUUCAAUUACAAAGCACCUUGUUUAUAGGACAAAAAAGUUAUAACCAAUUUUCUUCAGGCAAAUUUCACUGUGUAAAAACUGAGUUGACCCAAACAGAAUAAUCAAAGAUUCAAGAAGUAUGAUUUAUCUACUGAAGCAGAAAUAUUGGUCAGUAAGUCAGUUGAGUUUUGAAGCAUUGAACUUCUAAUAAUGAUUCUGUGUUUUAGAAUUCCAUAAUAGCAAUGUAGGACAACUAAGAUUGCAUAUUAGAAACAGCUAUAGAGAUCCCCACGGUUCUGUAUCAUGGGUUGCUAUGCAGACGCAAAAAAUAGGUGAAAUAAUGUGAAAGGUCUGGCAAAGUGAGAUGGAAAACAUUAUCUGAAGUUUGGGAUUUUGUCUAGAAGUGCUUGUCAGACAAUAAGGUGGGCUUUUACUGUGAAGAUGUUGCUAAGAACUGAUGUGGCCGCCUGACGGGUGCUCCCACACAGCCUCCCGAGUGUAGGGACAUGGCGUUGAGACCUGCAAAGCACGGGGCCUCCUGCCUCCACCGUCAGUCAUCAGCAUGGCACAAGUCCCAACCACCCUGAAUGAACAUGUUUGCUGAGAUGGGAAUAAAAAGCUCAAGAGCAGGAAGAUGACUCUUGUUGGCACAUGAAAUCAUAGUGAAAGUUGGUGACCCGGUCAUUACUUACAUUAUGCCCUGAUCAGACUAGCAACUAGAUAAGUGAAAGUUUUUCUAACAUGCCUUAAAGAUAUUAUGGUUUGAUCCAAAGACCCACUAUUUCUUUCGCUAUUGUGGUCAGGUUUUUUUGUUCUGUUUUUUACUUUUAUACAAAGGCAGCAUUUUUUCUUAAGGUUUUUUUUUUUUCUCUUAAUGUUGCAACUUUUUGGUUCCCUUAAGCUGUGAUAGUGAUGGUAACCGAUGCCUUCGUUUUAUUCAACUUACACAAAACAAGCCAGCAUCUGAUCAGAAGUAUUACAUAAAAUCUUUAACUAUUGAAAGGUGCUUUGAUGAUCUUUGUCCUUUGGUUUGUAGAAUUAGGACUGAACCUUUGACUCGCUACAGUUGCCAUCACUUUUCUAUGGUAAAACUACUGAAAUUUUCUUUUCUGUAUAAAGAAAUGUUGCCUAAGGAUGUCUGGUAUUUGUUUUCAAUGGUGGAUUUUCCCCGUAUGAAUGUUGUCAGUGUCUGUGUGAAUUGAGUGCUUUGUUUUUUUUUUUUCUGUUGGGUUUUUUAGCUUUUGGUUCCUAUCAGUAGUCCUGUGUUAGCACUGGUUAAGCUUUAAUUGUCUUGUUAGCGAAUCAAAUGUUAAAGACUAUGGGGGUCCUCCUCUUUUUUUCUUUUUCUUUUUGUCAUCAUGCAUCUAUUAAAUCUUGAUCAGGGUUUCAAGAAUGACUGCAGUAGGUUUUGAAAACAGACUUAUCAUUAUUGAUUUGGGGUUUCCCAGAGAUUAUAGUUCAGUUAGUUGUUGAGCUCUAAUACAACUGACCAUUUAAAAUUGAACAACAGUUUAUUGUUUUAUAACAAUGUCAGUUGUUAAACCUUGACAUUUCAAUUAAAACAUGAAUUGUAGUUACAACUCAAUGCAAAUUCAACAGUUGUAUUUGGAGUUAAAUUAUUUUAACAAAUAAAUUUAUUUAAUGAAACUGGA